AUGGAAACGCCACCAUCAACAUCCGCACCCACAGAUGCACCCGCCCCCUCCUCGGACCCACCACCGUCAUCGUCCUCAGAUCCGCCGCCUUCUACCCCAAUCGAACCACCAGCAUCAUCAGCCCCAUCCCCAAACCCUAGCCCUAGCCCUGCUCAAUCCCAAACCCUAGAGCCUCAGCAACCUCCUCAAUUGCAGCAGCGGACUCUGCCGGCGAUCUCGCGGCCUCGGCCACCGACCCAACCGAUCCCAAGAAGCGGCCUCGGCGGAGGAGGGAUUGGAGUUCCUGCUGGAUAUUCGCAUCAUCACGCCGCCGUCGUCUGUUCCUUUUUUCGUCCGUUCGGCGGCCCGAGUUCUUCUCAUAUGCAGCCCUUUGCUGCAGUGCCGAGGGGUUCUGUUGGUGGGCCCGAUCAGGCUAGGCAACCUGUUCCUGGAGUUCAGACAAUAGGGAUGAUUGGUUCGUUGAGUACUUCUCAGAUGAGACCUACUGGGGCUCUUGGGCAAAAUCAGCAGAGACUUGGUCAGCCACAACUUAGAUCGGUGACUCCACCUAGCCAGGGUUUAAACUCUCAAAAAUUCCCGAGUCAUCUUGGCCCAAGAGGUCCUUCCAUUACUUCUCCCGUUACCCAAUCACUUGCAUCACAAAGUUCCCAACCUCUUCAUCAGCAGUGGAUGUCAUCCCAAGCAAAACAAUCAAAUGUAGCUUCUUUACCUUCCUCUUCUUACAGACCCCAGAUGAGACCACCAACUAUGCAGCAAAGGCCUCAUCUUCCACAGCAUCACCAACAAACAUCAAUUUCUCAGCAGCAACAGCAGCAGAAGCAACACCAACUACAACAAAUACAGCAUAUGCAACAGCAAAGCUCACUGCAAAACCAGUCACAAGACAACCAUCCACUUAGGAAUCAACCAAAUAUUCCUUCACAACAUCAAGCUUCACAAGCUCUUGUACCUACAGUGCAAAAGUCAAAUGUUCAAGCUUUGGCCCAACCUGGGUUGGGAUCUAAUGAUACUGAAGAGAUCAGUAAUGAUAUUAUAAGCAGGAAGCGUAUACGAGAAUUGGUAACACAGGUUGAUCGGUCUGAAAAGUUGCGUCCUGAAAUUGAAGAUGACCUCCUGGAGAUUGCUGAUGAUUUCAUUGAAUCUAUAGUUACAGCAGCUUGCCAUUUGGCUAAGCAUCGAAAAUCAACUACAUUAGAAGCGAAGGACAUACUUGUACAUGUAGAGAGACAUUGGAAUAUGUCCUUGCCUGGCUUUAGCGGAGAUGAGAUCAAGUGUUACAAGAAGCCGUCCACAAAUGAUAUUCAUAAAGAGAGGCUUGCAAUGAUCAAGAAGUCUAUGAUAGGAACACAAGAUGGGGGUACUAGUACAAAAACUCCGGCCUCAGGUAGUGGGCAAGCUGCUGCAAAUCCAAAACUCCAUUGAGCAAAACCUGCUGCCUUUGUUUCUCCUAAAGAACAUGAAUCACUAGUUAGAAGCUAAAUGAUUGAGAUGUUUAUGUUCUCUUGAUGGCUUCCAGCAAUUGCUUGAGCAAGGAUAUAAAAGAGAUGAAAGGUUUGCUCUUUUUUGUUUCAAGCACCAACCGAUGGGGAACUAAGAAAACAGCUCCAAGCAUAUCCUUGUUUCUGCUGCAUUUUGCGCUACUGCUGCGCUAUCAUAUAAUUUUUAUUGACCAGAUGAAGAAGAGGAAUGAUGCUUUUUGCUUGAGCUGAAGACAAGGAUGUAUGCAAGAUUAUUUAUAUUUAAGGGAGAGUUUGAUAUGACUCGGUACUUCAGAUACGUGUUUGAUGUGAAACAUGUGCAUCCCUUAUAUAGGGCGAGUUUAAGGGAGAGUUUGAUAUUACUCAGGAACUAAUAUUAUUAUGGUUUUUUUUUUG
Messenger RNA from Asparagus officinalis (garden asparagus), 1874 nucleotides. RefSeq names its product transcription initiation factor TFIID subunit 12-like. Gene Ontology annotation, cellular component: SAGA complex; transcription factor TFIID complex; SLIK (SAGA-like) complex. Lineage: Eukaryota; Viridiplantae; Streptophyta; Magnoliopsida; Asparagales; Asparagaceae. Gene Ontology annotation, biological process: DNA-templated transcription initiation; RNA polymerase II preinitiation complex assembly. The record is from RefSeq and is a predicted model, not a curated record. Gene Ontology annotation, molecular function: protein heterodimerization activity; DNA binding; TBP-class protein binding. The coding region runs from base 1 to 1422 and encodes 473 amino acids. The transcript is spliced from 8 exons.